This is a messenger RNA of Trematosphaeria pertusa, 1384 nucleotides long. RefSeq lists its product as uncharacterized. The transcript has a single exon. NCBI's taxonomy places the organism in Eukaryota, Fungi, Ascomycota, Dothideomycetes, Pleosporales, Trematosphaeriaceae. The coding region runs from base 394 to 1044 and encodes 216 amino acids. The record is from RefSeq and is a predicted model, not a curated record.
GUUCCCCAUCACUUUUCAUCAAGCAGCCAAAAAACAGCUGGCUAUCGCUAUCGCCCGUUAUUGACCAAUGGCGUUGCUCUAUCCUUUACCUCGGAUCGAGAGUCUCUAAGGACUGAGGUAUUCAAUCAACAAUGCUUUGUCCAGCGAGCUGCUAUGCCUUUGUCACUUGUUUGGCGUAUUUCGCCUUUCUUUUUGCUCUUUGUCUUUGAAUUUAAUCCAAUCCCGCUUUGUGCGUUCUUCCUUAGUAUUCAGUAUUUAAAGCUAGUAACUUCCACAAAGCUUCUGUCUCCCUUUUGUGCACACCGAUCCAAUUACGCGUUUCUCGGAAAAUCCCAGAACCUUCGAUUCCAGAAGUACCAAAUUCGCAUAUUCCGUCUACAGUGGACUGACAGUAUGGAGGCCUUCUUGCGGCAGUAUCCCGAGUUCGCCAACGGCCCUAUCACGAACCCGCCGCCAUCUGCAAUGCAAACCGCGUCGAUACCCGUUUGGCAAAGUGCUACCACAUCGCUCAGCAGAUUCUCUCCCCCUUCGGUACCCUUCAUAGCUGGAAUCCUACUGAUAUCCCUUCUUCUCUGCAUCAUCACGUAUAUGGCUUCUUUGCUGGUCGUUGAGCAUGAGCUUGGUGGGUACGGACUGCUGACCGUUACUACCGCUGUUAGGUGGCGCGAGCUAACCACAAGGCUCAAGCGGGCCCGUGCUCAGGUCGCGAGCCUUAAAAGGCAGACUGAGUGGUUGGGGAGCCAGUUGAGGACGGAAAUGGGUAAGAAAGCACAAGCCCUAUUGGAACUAGAAAACACAAGGCGGGACCUGCAGGCGGGUACCGACCACAACAAGGAGAAUGCAGGGGAAAACCGCGCGACUAAUGACACCAUCGAGGCGUUAAAGAAGGAGUUGGAAGAAACUAAGACGGAGCUCCGUGAUUCUCGCCAACACGGAAAGAUCUUGGAAGACGACCUCCAGCGGAUGGAGGCCAACAUGCAGGUCGAUCGGGACACCAUCAAGGAGCUUCGCAGACAAUUAUCGGUCCAUGGUAAGCAGGAGUAAGGAGGACCGGGAUGAAUGGAAAGCUGUGGCGAGUGACAACAUGAGCAAGAUCCAAGACUCGGACGAGGAGAAGCUGAUGCUGAUGCAGAAGGGUACGGCAGUAAAUAUGGCGGUAUGGGGUAAAUCAUGAGGAAUUGGCAUCCGAAAGGCUUAAGUGGACUAUGAGAUGCGGGUGGAGUGUCGGGGAUGGGGACUAGGGAUAGCCGGAAACAUGGAAGAUCACGACGAAUGUUGGAGGUAUGUUGAACGGUAGGUGCUUUGUUAACUUUGUUGCUUCUGGUCAUUCGUUUCUCAAUGUGUUUUCCCUAGUAUAUCAUAUUGCGACUUCAAUCUCAUCCGU